Molecule: messenger RNA, 3323 nt
Organism: Otolemur garnettii (small-eared galago)
Lineage: Eukaryota; Metazoa; Chordata; Mammalia; Primates; Galagidae
Gene: ATG16L1
Product: autophagy related 16 like 1
Exons: 18
Coding region: 211-2034 (607 amino acids)
Biological process (GO): negative stranded viral RNA replication; autophagosome assembly
Cellular component (GO): autophagosome membrane
Molecular function (GO): protein binding
Source: RefSeq, a predicted model, not a curated record
CGGGAGAGGAGGUGGGCCUUCCGGUUCUCGCAAAACUAUUUCCGGCCAGAGCCGGAAGAUGGUCCCGGAUGGCCUCGGGGACAACUGUUUUGUGUAGGUGAGCUUUGGGGUUGCCGGCUUCCCGCGCCUGCCGGUCGCCUCAUGCUGCAGGCCGCGGCCAGCAGCCUCCGCUCGGAUUGGCGGCGCUGAAGCGACAGGGCAGCAAGCGACAUGUCGUCGAGCCUCCGCGCCGCCGACUUUCCCCGCUGGAAGCGCCACAUCUCGGAGGAGCUGAGGCGCCGGGACAGACUGCAGAGGCAGGCGUUCGAGGAAAUCAUCCUGCAGUAUAACAAGCUACUGGAAAAGUCAGAUCUUCAUUCAGUGUUGGCCCAGAAACUACAAGCUGAAAAGCAUGACAUACCAAACAGGCAUGAGAUAAGUCCUGGACAUGAUGGCACAUGGAAUGAUAGUCAGCUACAAGAAAUGGCCCAGCUGAGGAUUAAACACCAAGAAGAACUGACUGAAUUACACAAGAAACGUGGAGAGUUAGCUCAGUUGGUGAUUGACCUGAAAAACCAAAUGCAGCAGAAAGACAGGGAGAUGCAGAUGAAUGAAGCAAAAAUUGCAGAAUGUUUGCAGACUAUUUCCGACCUGGAGACAGAGUGCCUGGAACUGCGCAGUAAGCUUCAGGACCUUGAAAGAGCCAACCAGACCCUGAAGGAUGAGUAUGAUGCCCUGCAGAUCACUUUCACUGCCUUGGAGGAGAAACUGAGGAAAACAACUGAAGAGAACCAGGAGCUGGUCACCAGGUGGAUGGCCGAGAAAGCCCAGGAAGCCAAUCGUCUGAACGCAGAGAACGAAAAGGACUCCAGGCGGCGGCAAGCCCGGCUGCAGAAAGAGCUCGCAGAAGCAGCCAAGGAACCUCUACCGGUUGAACAGGAUGAUGACAUUGAAGUCAUUGUGGAUGAAACCUCUGAUCACACUGAGGAGACCUCUCCCGUGCGAGCCAUCAGCAGAGCAGCCAGUAAGCGACUCUCGCAGCCUGCUGGAGGCCUUCUGGAUUCUAUCACUAAUAUCUUUGGGAGACGCUCUGUCUCCUCCUUCCCACCCCCCCAGGAUAACAUGGAUACUCACGCAGGUUCUGGUAAAGAAGUGAGGGUGCCGACUACUGCACUGUGUGUCUUUGAUGCACAUGAUGGGGAAGUGAACGCCGUGCAGUUCAGUCCAGGGUCCCGGCUACUGGCCACAGGAGGCAUGGACCGGAGGGUUAAGCUUUGGGAAGUGUUUGGAGACAAAUGUGAGUUCAAGGGUUCCCUAUCUGGCAGUAAUGCAGGAAUUACAAGCAUUGAGUUUGAUAGUGCUGGGUCUUACCUCUUAGCAGCUUCAAAUGAUUUUGCAAGUCGAAUCUGGACUGUGGAUGAUUAUCGAUUACGGCACACGCUCACAGGACACAGCGGGAAAGUGCUCUCUGCUAAGUUCCUGCUGGACAACGCCCGGAUUGUCUCAGGAAGUCACGACCGGACUCUCAAACUCUGGGAUCUACGCAGCAAAGUCUGCAUAAAGACAGUGUUCGCAGGAUCCAGCUGCAAUGAUAUUGUCUGCACAGAGCAGUGUGUAAUGAGUGGACACUUUGAUAAGAAAAUUCGUUUCUGGGACAUUCGGUCAGAGAGUAUAGUCCGAGAGAUGGAGCUGUUGGGAAAGAUUACUGCCCUAGACUUGAACCCAGAAAGGACUGAGCUCCUGAGCUGCUCCCGGGAUGACCUGCUAAAAGUUAUUGAUCUUCGAACAAAUGCUGUCAAGCAGACAUUCAGUGCACCUGGGUUCAAGUGCGGCUCUGAUUGGACCAGGGUUGUCUUCAGCCCUGACGGCAGUUACGUGGCAGCAGGCUCAGCUGAAGGCUCCCUCUACAUCUGGAGUGUGCUCACAGGGAAAGUGGAGAAGGUUCUUUCAAAGCAGCACAGCUCCUCCAUCAACGCAGUCACCUGGUCUCCCUCUGGCUCACAUGUCGUCAGUGUAGACAAAGGAUCCAAAGCUGUGCUGUGGGCACAGUAUUGACAGGGUUCUCGGGGCCCGGGAACCUCAGCACCCUUCUCCAGAGAAUCGUGAGGACUCUGCGGCCAUGUCCUGGCGGGCAGUGUGCCAGGCAUAGCUUUGACUUUCCAGAGAAGAACUUGAGCCGUGUGGCUCAGUGGCCUCCUUUGGACGAGAUUCCUGAGGAUUUGACUAAGGUCUCUGCUGGCCUGGAAGAAUAACACUGAACAGCUCUGACACUGAGUCCCUUAGCAGAGGUUUGGGCUGUUGGCUCGCGUGGGAAACACUACUAGCUCUGACCUCCAUACCUCACUAGGGGGGGCACAGGGCCCCCAGGGUCUCCUCUCUGGACAGCAGUGCCAAAAACACCCCACACGUCCAGUGUUGGUUCCCUGUGCUCUCUCCCGUCCUUCCAAAGUUGGUUCUGGCCUAGUGCAUGUCCUGUUACCUUGGGGCCAUUUGCCCAGUGAACUUGCUUUAAGCAUUAGAUUAAUGGAAACUCCAACACAGGGCCUGUCCUGGCUCUGGGGGAUUGUGGCCCUUGCUGCUAGGCUGUGGUGUUAUUACAGGGCUCUUGUUCUGAAUGCACCUUGUUCCUGCUGUGGUUCCCCUCUGUCUCUUCAACUCUUCAGAUCUUCUGCCCUCCCCCCACCCUCCGCACCCCAAUUCUAGUCAAGAAAUAAAUCGCAGCUUGGUUUUUUUAAAAAAAUUUUUCAGAGGAGAGGAAGUAUGACAACCUUUGCCAGGGAAGUGGGUUUACUGCAAAUACCCAGAAGGUUCUUGCUAGUGUUGGGGCUCGAGGUCUCCAAACGUGUUCUUUUGGAUCUGGCGAGUCCUGCCGCUGCCCUUCCACCAGGCCUUAGUGUAGGAAGCCCAUCCUGGGAGCCAGAGCAGUGUCAUCUUCCCAUUUCCGGGGCUGCGAUGAAAACUGGGGGCCAGGGGACAUUCAUCUUCACCUUUUGCCUGUGUAUAAACUUUUAGUUCUUGGGGUGUCUGAAACACCAGUGUUUCCAUCACUUUUUAAUUUGCACUUUAACUGUUGUUCUUCCACACUUGUUCUCUGGGCACUCGGGGCUGUGAAUGCUGGAGCUGGUGAGAGGAGUGAGAAGAGCGAGUGGCCUUCCUGCCAGCGGCCAGGGCUCUGCUCCUCCCCUUUGCCCUGCCUGCAUCUACCCUCUUCGGUUUGCCCUUCAGAGAACCUGUGCUGAGGAGAGCCGAAAUUCACAGGGCACAGCUUUUAUUUAUUUGAUUAUAUUGCCCAAUAGAACUUGAUUGUAAAUAAAAAAAAUCUGUUAUAUACUUUUCAAACUCCA